This is a messenger RNA of Nasonia vitripennis (jewel wasp), 2223 nucleotides long. It is a transcript of the gene Pka-C3, whose product is annotated as cAMP-dependent protein kinase catalytic subunit 3. Gene Ontology annotation, biological process: protein phosphorylation. The transcript has 6 exons. Gene Ontology annotation, molecular function: protein serine/threonine kinase activity; ATP binding. The record is from RefSeq and is a predicted model, not a curated record. The coding region runs from base 721 to 1716 and encodes 331 amino acids. NCBI's taxonomy places the organism in Eukaryota, Metazoa, Arthropoda, Insecta, Hymenoptera, Pteromalidae.
UAAGCUCUGACUAAACGCGACACGUGUCCGAGAUCUAAGAUUAGGCGAGCGCGUAUAACCGGCUGCUGCUGUGAACGGACAAAGCUUGCUAUAGUGAUUGCCCUUUUUUUUUGCCGCGGAGGACUCGAGACGAUUCGGUUGAUAAGUUCAAGGUGCCGGUCUUUGUUCGAUCGGGCGAUUAGCGACAGUGACAAAUCGCGAGGAUAGCUUUCGGUUGCGUAACGCGAGUAGUGUGUUUUUUAUUCGAGCUAGGAAACGCUUUUGCGGAGCGUAUAGAGUUUCCGAGUCUGUAAAUAAAACGCUGUCGAUGAGCUGUUUCGCCUGAAUGAAGAUCGUUAUUAACGAUUGUCUCAAGCCGCUUGACUCGAUCUGUCUUUUUCAGUGGAUGCAGCCGAGUCCAGUCAGACACGAGGCUAUUUUGCCGCUCGAACGAAUAUUUCGGGAGACCGCGCGGACGAGCAUAUACAUCGGAGAAAAAAGCUCGCGAGAGUGUGACGAAAGCCCGUGCGUUCACGUGCGUCGACGGCGUAGGAGGAAGAGGAGAGAGAACGGUAUAUACCCCGAGUUCGCGAGAGCGAGUCGAGCUCUAAGAAUAUACCGCGGCGAGCGGAUCGUUGAACCGUCCACGUGCUGCUACAUGGGAGGAGCCGUGUAAAAUUGCCCUCGCCGCAGUGUGCAGUCUUUCCGCUUUUCCACUCGGAGCUUCCGUCCGUAGACGCCAUGUCCAGUGAGACCACGUCCGACGAGGAGUCUUCCCAGGAGGAUCUGCAGAGGUACGAGAUCGACGACCUCGAGAUGAUCAGGACCAUCGGUACGGGAACGUUCGGCCGAGUAAUCCUGUGCCGGCACCGGGGAAAACCGCUGGCUCUGAAAAUUUUGUCGAUGGUUGACGUCAUCCGGCUCAAGCAGGUGGAUCACGUGCGCAACGAAAUUACCGUCCUCAAAGAAGUCAAGCAUCCCUUCAUCGUCAACAUGCUGUGGAGCGGCAGAGACGAAGCGAGGGUCUACAUGCUGCUGGAAUUCGUCGCGGGUGGCGAACUUUUUUCCUACCUACGUGCCGCCGGACGUUUCUCCGGCAGGACCAGUUGCUUCUACGCCGCCGAGAUUGUCUGCGCUCUCGAGUACCUGCACAGCAAGCACAUUGUCUACCGGGACUUGAAACCCGAAAAUCUGCUGCUAGACAGUCAGGGUCAUCUCAAGAUCACCGAUUUUGGAUUUUCUAAAAAGCUGACCGACAGAACCUGGACACUCUGCGGCACACCGGAGUACUUGGCUCCGGAGAUCAUUCAGAGCAAAGGACACAACAAAGCCGUCGACUGGUGGGCACUGGGUAUCUUGAUCUACGAGAUGCUGGCAGGAUUUCCGCCAUUCUUCGAUGACAAUCCCUUUGGAAUUUACGAAAAAAUUCUCGGCGGUAGGAUAGAGUGGCCCAAACACAUGGAUCCGAUCGCCAAGGACCUGGUCAAGAAGCUGCUGGUAGCGGACAGGACAAAGAGGCUUGGUAACAUGCGUCAAGGUGCCGAUGAUGUCAAGAGGCAUCGAUGGUUCAAACUCGUCGACUGGUCACAGGUACCGCUAAGAGCUUUGGUACCGCCGAUAAGCCCAAGGCUGAAAGCUCCGGGAGAUCCGAGCUGUUUCGACGACUAUCCGGAAACCGACUGGCGAUCCCAGCCACCUCUACCACCUGACCAGUUGGCCUUGUUUCAAGAUUUUUGACGACGUGCUGAUGCCUGAGUAGCAGCGACAAUUGAAAAACUAAAUAGUACAAAAAAAAAAUCGCGAACAAAAGCAUAAGGUAUACACUCACGAGUAUUUUCACGCGAGAGAUUUAAAAAAUAUUUUUGUACUUAUCGAAGCAAUUGACUCUUAGCAAAGGGUCUCUAGUCAAUUUGAUAUUUGUGAUGUUCAAAAGCACAAUAUGAAAAUUCGUCCGAUGGAAUCAUUUCUUUGUCGACGAGUAAUGUGACGAUGCGGCUUUGAUGAAAGCUUUAGAUUUUCUUUUCUAAUGGUGACAGUUCGAUUUUGAUAUUAUUUUGUUAUUAAUUGAGAACUCUAUUUGUAAAUACAUUUUUAUCAUUUGCUAUAUUCUACGCUUUGUUAUAUCUUAAUAGGAUAUGUCUAAGAAGAAAAGUGAUCGCGUACUUUUGUAAGUUACGUAAAUAUGUAAGUGUUUCAUUGAAAACUUGUUAAUAGAAGUGAUAAUAAAUAUAAGUCGUCCACGUA